AUGGGCAACACUCAAGCACAACCGCACAAGCGAGACCGUGUGCCGGACGGCGGAGGACCCCGCUCUAGGGCCAUCCCGCAUCUGCCGCCUUCGGUGUCGACGGACGACGGGUGUCCGGUUCAGAUGCGCAUCGCCCAGGACAACUUCGACCCGUCGGAGGACUUGUUGGACAGCAACGAGUAUCCGGUUGUCUUUAAAUGGUCUACGCAGACACAUCCCGCCAGAGUGGUGCACCUGGCCGGCUCAUGGGAUCAGUGGAAGAGUAAAAUACCCCUAGUCAAGUCCACCAAUGAUUUCAGCACUAUUAUUAAUCUCAAUCCGGGUAUGACAUGUUUUGAGGAGGGUUUUGGAUAAUCUAUGUUAUUAGAGCUUAAAAAUAAUUUAUUUCUUUUUAAAGUAAAGAAGAUGCUACUCAAGUAUGGUUUUUACAUGUUUAUUCUUUGAUUUUUAGGAAAUUACGAGUACAAGUUUCUGGUCGAUGGAAAAUGGAUGGUCGAUUCUCAAGGCAACAAAAGCGAGAAGAAUGGGGACGUGUGCAAUGUUAUGAACAUUGACGAAGCUGAUUUUGAGGUAAAUUUAUGGAUGUUUUAAAAAGUUUAGGUACUGUGAUGUGGAAAGUGACUUGGAUUUUUAUUCUGAUGUUAAGUAUUAUUGGUUUUUUAUUCUUUUUAUUUGGUCUAACAAUAAUUUUUGACAUAUUUUUUAGGUAUUCAACGCGUUAGACAAAGACAUGGAAGCUUCGAACGCCGGUGUUGCCAUGAAGAAGAUGAACUCCACAGGUGUUCAACAACCCAGUCAUGACACACCGAAUGACCGUGAAAUUGAGAAACUUCGCGAAUUUACACAGCAAUUGCCGGAUCGUCGCGACUUUGAGAAAGCGUCGAAUCCGCCCGUUCUACCUCCACAUCUACUUCAAGUUAUUCUAAAUAAAGAUACCCCUGUUCAAUGCGACCCCAACGUGCUGCCCGAGCCCAAUCAUGUCAUGCUGAAUCAUUUGUACGCGUUGAGUAUAAAGGAUGGGGUUAUGGUACUAAGUGCUACUCACCGACACCGCAAGAAAUAUGUUACUACGUUGUUGUACAAACCGAUAUAA
Bursaphelenchus okinawaensis is the source of this 1093-nucleotide messenger RNA. Lineage: Eukaryota; Metazoa; Nematoda; Chromadorea; Rhabditida; Aphelenchoididae. The record is from the annotation of a GenBank genome assembly.